AGGGCUAAACCAGGUACUGAUUCUGAGGUUGACAAAAAGGACAAAAAGAAAGAAAGAGGAAGAGAUCAGAAAAAACGUUCAGCAUCUGGGUCUAGCAGUAGUGCAAGCAGAAGCAGUUCAUCAGAGAGCAGUUCAUCUAGCUCAUCUAGCAGUUCUAGUUCUGGAACUACCACUAGAUCAAGCAGUUCCUCCUCAGAAUCAUCUUCAUCCAGUAGCAACAAUGAAAGAACCAGACCAAAAAGAAGGUCUAGGUCUGCUACUAAGCCUGUGAGUAAAAGCAAGGAUCACAAGGAGAAGGAAAAAGAAAAGGAUAAGGACAAAAAAGAUGAUAAGGAUAAAGAAAAGGUUAAUGCUAAGAAAGAGGAGAAGGACAAAGAUAAAAAAAUCUCAUCUCCUGUCAAGGAUAAGGAAAAGGAUGAUAAGAAUCACAUUCAUACUAGAUCCAGGUCGAGGUCUCCGCGCAAGCCACAGCGCAGGCGUCGUUCCCCCACCCCGCGUCCCACCAAGAUCCACAUCGGGAGAUUGACGCGUACGGUGAACAAGGAGCACAUCGCCGAGAUAUUCGGCACGUAUGGCGUCAUCAAGCACGUCGAAUUCCCCAAGGAUCACACGCACGCGCAUUUGGGCCGGUUGUACUGCUACGUGGAGUACACGACGGCCGACGAGGCGGAGAACGCGAUGAAGCACAUGGACGGCGGACAAGUGGACGGCCAAGAAAUCACCGCCGCCCCCGUGCUGAUCCCGAAACCGCGCCCCAUGCCCCCGCGUCGCUCGCCGCCUCCCAUGUUGCACGGAGGCAGGCGACCGCCCAUGCACCGCCGGACACCGCCAAGAUUCCGUAGGCGAUCCCCCAUCCGACUGGCGAGGAGGAGUCCUCCCAGGAGGCGGCCGCACUCCAGGAGCCCGGCGCAGAGAAGGAGGAAGCACUCCAGGUCGAGCUCGAGCAGUUCCCGAUGA
Phaedon cochleariae (mustard beetle) is the source of this 957-nucleotide messenger RNA. Lineage: Eukaryota; Metazoa; Arthropoda; Insecta; Coleoptera; Chrysomelidae. The record is from the annotation of a GenBank genome assembly.